This is a messenger RNA of Gadus macrocephalus (Pacific cod), 2289 nucleotides long. RefSeq names its product transcriptional repressor scratch 2-like. The record is from RefSeq and is a predicted model, not a curated record. NCBI's taxonomy places the organism in Eukaryota, Metazoa, Chordata, Actinopteri, Gadiformes, Gadidae. Gene Ontology annotation, molecular function: DNA-binding transcription factor activity, RNA polymerase II-specific; RNA polymerase II cis-regulatory region sequence-specific DNA binding. Gene Ontology annotation, biological process: regulation of DNA-templated transcription.
GCUCGUGGUAAUUUGAUGUUUGUCCCCGGGGAUGUUUGAUGGAUUAAUGUUAAGCAGCCUCCUCCUCCACAGCACCACCUGAUUCUAAAGGGGCUCCAGCCCCGUCUAUAUAAGAGGACAGAGUGCUGAGCUCAGCUAGUCUGAAGCCCGUUUCCAUCACUCUGCCUCUCUCGCUCUCUCUCUCUUUCUCUGCCACUUUCUUUAUUUCUUUCUGCUGGCUGCCUCUCCAUCUUGCCUGUCCUCUCCUUCUUUUGUGUUCACUCUCUUUUUCACUCUCUCCUUCUUUCUGACUCUGUUGUUCCUUUGCCUCAUUGACAGAGGAGAUUGGUAAAAGAAGAAAAAAACAUUGUUUAUAACCUCGGCAUCCAUUUUUUGGUUGCACGUUUUUUCUGGGUGAAAGUGCUGGCCUUUUUGAAACAACCAGUAAAGCGUGCAAGUCAGGUUUUUGUUUUCCUAUUUUUGUCCCAUGCAGCGUCGGUCCUAACCGGUCAUCAGCCAUGCCGCGCUCUUUCUUGGUGAAACAGUUGAAAGUCCACGAUGCCUCCUUUUCAAACUACUACGCUCAGGAGUCGGAGGGAUCUUACACGGUGACAUACGCCAUCCGGGAGUCCGCUGCCAACUUGGCGGUCCGUUUGAGUGAAAAUGGCUACAUCCAUGACUACAUCAUCCCGUCGGUGUGCCCGGGCCCCAAGGAGGGUACCUCCAGGCAGAGGUCGGCCGGCCUGGCCUCUGGGCCGCCCUACUCCCCUGGGGGGGGGGGGGUCGUCGGAGGGGGCAGCGGCGGGGAGGACUUCUCGGACCACGACAUGGAGGACCCCGACAGCCCCGUCUCCAGCGCCACCCCGGACUCCGACGGCGGCGGCAGCAGCAGCCUCUCGUUGGACGCCGAGGCGGCUGGUUGCCUAGGUGACGGCCUCCUGGUCUCUGACGGGCGCUCCCGCCGCCGCCAGGUCAAGCAGCGCUGUCUUCGCAAGGGAGGCCGCCCGUUGGACGAGGACGCCGAGGAGGAGGAGGAGGAGGAGGAGGCGGAGCCCCGCCCCGCCGGCCAUGCCCACGUUAAGUGCGGCCGGUCCAAGGGUCGGCACGCGUGCGGCGAGUGCGGCAAGUCCUACGCCACCUCGUCCAACCUGAGCCGCCACAAGCAGACGCACCGCAGCCUGGACGGCCAGCAGGCCCGGCAGUGCCCCACCUGCCACAAGGCCUACGUCUCCAUGCCCGCGCUGGCCAUGCACAUGCUGACCCACGACCUGCGCCACGAGUGCGGCGUGUGCGGCAAGGCCUUCAGCCGGCCCUGGCUGCUGCAGGGCCACAUGCGCUCGCACACCGGCGAGAAGCCCUUCGCGUGCGCCCACUGUGGGAAGGCCUUCGCCGACCGCUCCAACCUGCGCGCCCACAUGCAGACGCACUCCGCCUUCAAGCACUAUGCCUGCAAGCGCUGCCACAAGAGCUUUGCGCUCAAGUCCUACCUGAACAAGCACUACGAGUCGGCCUGCUACAAGAGCGACGGCACGCCGGAGGAGUGCAGCUCCGAGGACUGACGUCAGAGCGCGCCCGCUUCACCCUUUCUGUAAAACUUUUUUUUUUAAAGAGCGAAAUGACCUGAGCGAGGCGGCGAGGCCGGGAGAGGCCCUCAGACCCGCCGGUCGCUUGUUGCGCUUAUCGAUGCCCACAUGCAUGCUUUUUUCUAACUCUUCCUGCCUUCUGAGAGCAGCAAUAAUCUCGACAUGAUGGUAUUGUUUCGAAUUCAAAUAGGUAAUAAAAUGUGAGUGUGAAUUCAUUACGAAGUAUUGAACACACACAUGAAUAUUUUUAUAUUGUUUGUAUUAAUUCAAUUGCAAUAAUUUGCAUUUCAGUAUUAUUUUGUAUUCCACCUAGCUCUUAAAUUAUUUCAGACACUUCCUAAUUUAUGCCUAAUUAAUUUUGUAUUUAUUAAGUUAUUUAAGUAUUCAUUGACGAAUUUAGAUGUUUAUUUAUUGUUUAUGCAUUUCUGAAUUUCACAUGUAUUUAUAAGAAACAUAAUUAGAUUUUUUUUUGUUAAGAACAGAAGGGAAAAGCUAAUAUAUUUCUGAAACAGAGUAUUCCUUCAAUUUGGUGAUGAUUAUGAUAAAGAACAUUUAAAUAAUUACCGAAAAGUGUUUUUUGCCCUAUGAAUCUAUGCACAAGAUGAAAUAUUGUUUUAUUGAAGCAGCUAGCUCUGAACUACCGUUCGAGUUAAAAGACAAUUUAUACUUGAUUUAGAACUUAUUCAAAUUGUAAUUCUUCAUAUUUAUUAAACAAGAUUGUUUUCUU